Molecule: messenger RNA, 699 nt
Organism: Pelobates fuscus (common spadefoot toad)
Lineage: Eukaryota; Metazoa; Chordata; Amphibia; Anura; Pelobatidae
Product: gastrokine-1-like
Exons: 6
Coding region: 67-585 (172 amino acids)
Biological process (GO): regulation of cell population proliferation
Source: RefSeq, a predicted model, not a curated record
UAAAAAUAUAUAAAGUGCAUUUGCACCUUACUCUUUCAAUCUCCUUGACAUAGACAAGGCUUCACCAUGAAAAGCCUGAUUUUGAUUGCUGCCCUCCUGGGAGUCUUCCUAACUCAAACUCUAGCAAACGAUAAUAUCAAAAUCAACAAUGCAGGAAAUGAUGGAGGCAAUGUUUACCAGAACGUCAACAUUAACAACCAGGACAAUAUUGCCAGUGUCAACAGCCUGAAUGGCUGGAACUCCUGGGAUUCCGUCUGUGACUUCGGCAGAGGAUUUGCUGCUACCAGACUCUUUAACAAGAAGAUAUGCAUUAUCAACAAGAUGAACAAGUCCUUCCCUACAUUGGCCCAACUGAGUGCUAUCGCCAAGGACAAGCAGAAGCCUGCACCUAAUGCACAAAUGACAAGCUACACUAUCAACCAGAAACCCGUAGUUCACAUUGAGGAGUAUGGGCAGCACAUUGAAUCUCUGUGCAAAGGACUUCCUGCCUACACCGCCAUGGAGAUUCCUAAUGUCGGAGGAGAGUUUUCCUUGUGCAGAAGCAACAGUAUCAUCACUAUUUUGGGAAUCAGCUUCUGUUUUUAAGAUGUUCAUUUGGAGGAUUACAGCUCUCUGACAUGACGCGUUGAGACGUCUUUUUCCAAAUAUUCCACCCUAUGGAAUCUUAAUAUUCUUUCAAUGACAUACAAUAAAAUAUUU